AUGGAGGCGGGGGAGCCGCUGCGGGACCUGCGCGGCGCGCUGCGUGCGGUGCUGAGCCGGAUCCGAGAGGGCGAACCGGGCCAGGGCCGCGAGCCGUUCGAGCCGCCGCGCUUCUGGGACGCGCUAGGUCAGGCAUUCAAAGUAACGUCACAGGAAGCUACCAAGCUUAGUCUGGCGUUCUCAAGGUCUCCACUGACUUCUGCAGAGGAUUGCCAGAAGCUGGGUGAUGAUGUCCAAAGUGCUAUUCUUGCAGUUGCCACAGUGUACUACUGGCUCCCCAAGAGCCAAGGUACUACUCUUCGGAAGAUGGUACGAGAUGCUACCACUGAAGUAGUGGAAGGAAUGAUCCAACUCAUAGAGACAAUUCUCAGCUCUCCAUUGGAAAGCUUGUCUCAGGAGCAGCUCAUAUCAACAGCUGGUGUGUGGGAGGCUUGUGAGCAAGUGUCCAGCCUGCCACGAGAUAACCAGGCAGCAGUUGCAUCAGCUCUGGCUGCAUGCCUAGGUGUGGUGAAGGAUGCUGUGAAGGAGAUGGAACAUGCUCUGGUGGAAGGGCAAGACCCCUACAGUGACAUCAUGGAAGAUGAAGAGCUGGGCUUUCGGGGUAACAGAGAUACUUACUGGUCAGAGGCUGACAGGAAACUGCUCAGCUCCUGCAUGGGAUUGAUGAAGGCUUCUAAAGCUUGCCUGAAGAAGAUCUUAGGUGCAGUGAAGGCUUAUGGCAAAGCUGAUUCUCCAGAGCAGAUCACUCAGCUGGAUGAUCUCGCCGACAUUGCUCAUCAGAUCAGUCCAAGCGUGGAUGAGCUUGCCCUGAGCAUGUAUCCCCCUGUGAACCAGCUGGCUGUGAGGCUCAAUGCUGCAAAGUUGGCCUCGGUAUUAAAGAAAGUCUUGGAGAUUACCAAGACAAGCCAUGUAUGUCCAGCAUCAGAGGAAGGCUGGGUGCAGUUUCUAACUGGUGCAGUAGAUCACAACAUGAACAAAAUCAAGAACUUAACACAAGGUCAACUUUAGCUCUUCCCUCUCUGCAUUGAUGCUGCCAGUGGCUCUGCCAUUUGUUUCUCCAGUGACUCUUGCUGUUCUCCAGCUGCUGGGAGAAGGAUGGGAGCAAUGUUUUUAGGAGAGGACUUUACUGCCACUUGGUCAAAGUCUCCCAGGAAGUUGCUGUGUUUGCUGUUGCAGAAGGUGGCAUUUUGCUUGGAUUUCUGGGAUGGUGCAGUCCUGCAACUUCAUACAACUUCAGACAACUGCUGUGGGC
Messenger RNA from Indicator indicator, 1252 nucleotides. RefSeq names its product cyclin D1 binding protein 1 (gene CCNDBP1). The record is from RefSeq and is a predicted model, not a curated record. Lineage: Eukaryota; Metazoa; Chordata; Aves; Piciformes; Indicatoridae. The transcript has 11 exons. Gene Ontology annotation, cellular component: nucleus. Bases 1 to 1008 code for a protein of 335 amino acids. Gene Ontology annotation, biological process: regulation of cell cycle.